Molecule: messenger RNA, 1587 nt
Organism: Fundulus heteroclitus (mummichog)
Lineage: Eukaryota; Metazoa; Chordata; Actinopteri; Cyprinodontiformes; Fundulidae
Product: olfactory receptor class A-like protein 1
Exons: 1
Coding region: 427-1392 (321 amino acids)
Biological process (GO): G protein-coupled receptor signaling pathway
Cellular component (GO): membrane
Molecular function (GO): pheromone receptor activity
Source: RefSeq, a predicted model, not a curated record
UUGGUGACCUGCAUGGUCUCAGUUGUCUGUGUUUUGUACCAUGUAAAUGAGAACAAUCAGUGGCUCCUUCGUGUUAAUCUGGUCUGUCUAAAACCCAGUGAGACGACAGAAUCAGUCAUCUGAAUUGAUCUCAGGUAAUUGGAGGCUGAGGGAAGAGAAGCCAAUGGACCGUGCAAAGCAGAACCAACAGCUGCUACCGGUCUCCAGGUAUAAGGAAAGAAAAAGCCUGCUGACUUCAUGAGGGGGAAUCACUGUCUGUCAGGCACAAGAUCGGCUUCAGAGCUCCCGGCCUUACCUGCCAUCGAGUGGGAUUCUAACUUCCAGCAAGUAUUUUUCCGAGACCCACUUGAAUGCUUUUUUGACAUUUGACACGAUCGCAAUGUGAUUCGCCAAAUUAUUUGUCACUUGUUUUUCCUCUCUGCAGCAAUGCCGUCAGAUAAGCUUGUCCGGGGGUGGCUCUUUCUGUCGCUCGCGGUUGUUGGAAUACCCGGGAAUAUCGCGGUCAUUGUGGCCUUCCUCCUCCUGAUCCUCCAGGAGUGCUUCCUCCUCGCUGCGGAUGCCAUCGUCCUCCACCUGGCCUUCGCCAACCUGCUGGUGGUGCUCGUACGCUGUCUGCUGGAGGCCCUGGCCUCCUUCCGCCUGGCCAACGUCUUCGGAGACGUUGGCUGCAAAGCCGUGAUUUUCAUCUACAGAACUUCCAGGGCCCUCUCUAUCUGGCUCACCUUUCUCCUGAGUGCGUACCAGUGUUUGAGCAUCGCCCCUCCUGGAUCAAGCUGGGCCUCCGCCCGUGUGUUAGUUGCCCAGAACCUGCCCGCCGUGUUCUUCAUCCUCUGGGUGCUCCACACCAGCAUGAGCGUAGGGGCCGUACUGUUCUCUGUGAGCUCCAGGAAUUACACCGCGAUGACGACGAGCGCCGUCAAUGCAGAGUUCUGCUACGUGAACUUCCGCUCAGACGUCCUCAAAGAGGCCUACGGGGCAAUACAAGUGAGCAGAGACGUGGUCCCCAUGGCCCUCAUGACUCUAACCAGCCUGAUCAUUCUGGUUCUCCUUUACAAGCACAGCCAGCACCUCAAGGGGCUCCGUGGCUCUGGCAGUGCUGGUGCGGGGAGCAGCGGGGCCGAGCAACGGGCCGCCAAGGUGGUGGUCGUGCUCGUGACCGUCUACGUGGUCCUGUACGGGGUCGACAACGGGUUUUGGGUGUACACGCUCACUGUGAGGAACACGCUGAGCUCGUCGCUGAUCUCCGACCUGCGCGUGUUCUUCGCCUCGCUGUACGCGGCCCUGAGCCCUCUGGUCAUCAUCGCGUCUAACAGGAAGGUGAACGGCAGGCUGAGGUGCGUGGCACAGGAAAGGCCGCUGCUGGGGAAAACAGCUCGCCUGCGCUCCAUAUGAGGGCGACAGGGUAUGGCCGAUAAGACGCGCGGCUGAAGCUGAGAUGGAACGACUGUUCUCCAAUGUCUGGGUCACGUGUGGAUUGUUUUAGUUGAAAAGACUCUCUCUGAGAAAAAAUGGCAUUACUUUUAUCUUUGCUGCACUGCAAAAAUAGACCUAAAAAUAAGAAUUUUUUUCUUGAAGUUAUAGUAUUUU